AUUUUCUUAAGAGACGGGAUCGAGUCGAUCAGGCGGAUUAAUGAAGUUCUGGGCCGGGCCGGGCAAAAAUCCGCCCCUCCCCGCUGGUUGCCAUAGCUACGCGCGGACCAUCGGAAAUGUUAGACCGGGGUUACAUCUCAGACAUGCUAAACAAAAUGGGGGUCCUCAAUGCUCACUCCUCACUCCUUGGUCAAAAAAGAAACAAAGAAAAGAAAAGCCAUCUUCAACCAUGGAGACUGACUGAUAGGGGAAAACUACGACACCGCCAUGUCUUUCUCUCCCAAAUAUUAAUCCCAUAUGCUCUUUUUCUCUUUUUCUUUUUUGUGCUUUUUUUUUUUGUUGGCUUAUGGAAAUGAAGGAUUACAACAUUAACUGCUUAUUUUGAUCUACUUCCUAUCAUUUGUUCGAGAAAAAAAAAACUAUGGCAAGCUGUGCCGUACGUGGUGGCUGCCCCUCCGACUACGUAGCUGUUUCCAUAGCCAUCUUCUCCAUGAUUUUACUUAUUGGGAGAUCAACUUUUCCGUUUUUUAUACACAAGGUUCCAAUUGCAAAAGGAAGUGCCUUUUGGAUUCCAGUAAUUCAAGUUAUCGCCAGCUUCAACUUUCUGUUAGCAAUAGUGAUGGCAGUUAAUUUUCUUAAAUACAAAAAGAGCCAUUGGUGGUUGUCAUGCUAUGUUUGGGCAGUAUGGCUUGAAGGUCCACUUGGAUUUGGUUUGUUGAUGAGCUGCCGCAUCGCACAGGCCUUUCAACUAUACUAUGUAUUUGUCAAGAGGCGUUUACCACCAAUUAGAUCUCAUAUGUUUCUUCCAUUGAUUCUUUUGCCAUGGGUUGCUGGCGCUGCAGUUAUUCAUGAGAAGAAGCCUCUCAAUUACAGAUGUCACUUUGGAACUUACUGGACAAUACCCGUUGUAUGUCUUCACUCAUUAUAUGUUGCUGUUCUGAUGGGGUUCACAAGGGCAAUUCGGCAUAUAGAGUUUAGGUUUCAUGAACUCAGAGACCUUUGGCAAGGAAUACUUGGCUCAGCAUCAGUAAUUGGAGUUUGGGUUUUUGCUUACAUCUUGAAUGAAAUUCAUGAUGAUAUCUCAUGGCUUCAAGUGGCCUCCAGAUUUAUGCUUUUACUUACGGCAAGCAUUCUUGUACUGGUUUUCUUCUCCAUAUCAAUUGCGCAGCCUCUGCUCUCACAAAUCAGCUUGAGAAAAAGGGAACCUCUAGAACUCAAAACAAUGGGUCAAGUUCUGGGCAUACCGGAAAGUGGACUGCUAUUACAAAGAGAACAAGCUGUUGACAUUGAUCCUAAUGAACCAUUGGAUAAGCUUCUUCUGAACAAACGGUUCCGUCAGUCUUUCAUGGCAUUUGCAGACAGUUGUUUGGCUGGGGAAAGUGUACAUUUCUUUGAUGAGGUGCAUGAGCUUGGCAAAAUUCCAAUAGAUGACCCUGUAAGAAGGAUCUACAUGGCACGACAUAUCAUUAAUAAAUACAUAAUUGCAGGUGCAGCAAUGGAAGUUAACAUAUCUCAUCGAAUCCGGCAAGAAAUUUUGGCCACCACCGAUCUAACACACCCUGAUCUCUUCACCAAUGCACUACAUGAACUGACUCAGUUAAUGAAAAUGAACCUGGCAAAAGAUUAUUGGUCAUCCAUGUACUUUAUCAAAUUCAAAGAAGAAGCCAGAAUGAGAAGUUGUGAGCAUGAAAUGGAAGAGAUGAGAGGGUAUGAUUUCUCUCCCAGGUUGAGUUCAGUUAAUGCUACAGAUGAUCCCUUUCACCAGGACCAUUUUUCAAGGGGAUUUACCCAACAUAGUCAUGCUUCAUACCUACGCUGAGCUAAGGUUUGGGAAUUGCCUGCCAGUUUACUGCAAUGUCAUUGUCAUGUCAUAUAACAGAUGGCUAUGAAUGUAUGAUUUUUUUGUUCAGGGUUCUGGCUCAAGGAAUCGCAAUUCCAAUCUGUUCUUGAAUUAAGUGUAUUUGUUUUAUAUAUAUUAUAGGGGUUUUCAAUUUUUUAAUAA
Messenger RNA from Gossypium raimondii (Peruvian cotton), 2002 nucleotides. Its product is annotated as regulator of G-protein signaling 1. The coding region runs from base 422 to 1819 and encodes 465 amino acids. The transcript is spliced from 11 exons. NCBI's taxonomy places the organism in Eukaryota, Viridiplantae, Streptophyta, Magnoliopsida, Malvales, Malvaceae. The record is from RefSeq and is a predicted model, not a curated record.